AUGCCUCGAACCACUGCCCCCUCGGAGAUUCCUCUCCCAAUCACCUACACUCCCACCACCCAUCGCAUCAGCAAAGCAAAGAAAGGGAAGCGCGUCCACGCCUGUGAAUAUCCAGGAUGCCAGAAAGUUUUCACGCGCGCCGAACACAAGAGGCGCCAUGAGCUCAACCACAACCCCGAGGCCCUCUACCGGUGCACUCAAACUGGCUGCAAGAAAUCAUUCCACCGUCCCGAUUUACUUGCACGACACAUGGAACGACAUGAACUUGAAGCUCAGAUGGAUUCUUCAGCGCAAUGGGAACGUCACCCACCUGCUAGAUCCUCUGUCGAGCAAUACGUCCCCAGAUACACCAUGGUUUCCCCAGACCAAGCGCCAUAUAUGGCUAUGCCACAACCUCAGAACCCAAUUCCCAAGGCAACAGCAAUCCACCCCGAACUCGCGAUUGACGGGAUACUAUGGAACUCAAUGGAGAUGCCUUCAGAACACCAGACACAUAUUAUGUCUGCUCCUCGUAUUCAAGAGCCCACGGAAGAAACCCGAUUUUACUCAACACCCGAAGCCUGCUCGUCUCCAUCUUCGGACGGCACAACGUACUCUGUUCCCUCAUACUCCGGUUCCUCCGUUUCAUCUACCCCGCCUGGCGUUGUCGACUCAUAUCCAGACCCGGUCAUCGACUCUGAAUUGACAUCAUCUCCGGUCUCUAUGCACGCAACACUCGAUGGCUGGGAUCGUCAUGACAACAACAGCAACAACAACGUGGCCCCGGCUAACAUGGUUCCCAUGUCGAUUCCCGACAGCCUGAUCCAUCCAGCUCUACACUACCAGUCACAAUCAUGGCCCAUGCCACAACAAAUGAACUAUGCACCAGUGCAUUACGAAGCGGCGGGCGAGAAUAAGAACUCCAGCUGGUCCCUGUGA
Messenger RNA from Aspergillus versicolor CBS 583.65, 918 nucleotides. RefSeq names its product C2H2-type zinc finger protein. The transcript is spliced from 4 exons. Gene Ontology annotation, biological process: regulation of transcription by RNA polymerase II. Gene Ontology annotation, molecular function: DNA-binding transcription factor activity, RNA polymerase II-specific; RNA polymerase II cis-regulatory region sequence-specific DNA binding. Gene Ontology annotation, cellular component: chromatin. The record is from RefSeq and is a predicted model, not a curated record. Lineage: Eukaryota; Fungi; Ascomycota; Eurotiomycetes; Eurotiales; Aspergillaceae. Bases 1 to 918 code for a protein of 305 amino acids.